AUGGCAGUCAGAGCGCUCGUCCUCUUGUGCGUCCUCCUCCUCGUGUCGACGUCUGCCUUGGCGCAGCGUGGUCCGCCUGGCGGAGGUCCUCCUGGCGGUCAGCGCGGAGGCCCUGGCGCCGGUUCCGCCGGUUCCGCUGGUUCUGGCGGUCCCGGAGGUCCCAACGGUCCCAGAGGGCCUGGCGGGCCCGGCGGACCACACGGGCCUUCGCUAAAUCUGACGGCCGUCGGGAAUUUGACGGCCAAUGUCGGCGCGCGGCUCGCCAACUGCACCGCGGAUCAGACGAUCCUCGACGGCCGAUUCCACCUCGCCGUCUUCAAGAACGCCACCGGCAAUUACAAUCUGCUCGUCGAGGCGCUCCUGGUGGACGCGGCGAGCAGUCCGCCCGACUUGCUCACGAUCAUGAAGGGCGCCGUGUGCGACGCCGCCGCGACGGCCGUCCUCGCGCUGCCACUCGCCGCGGCGGACUGGCAGCAGCGCGCGGGGUGGUGGCUGCUGCACGCGGAGGCGCGCCUCGACGCGUUGGUGGAGAACGCGGACGCCGCCACCCUCGACGCGCUGCUCGCCGCGCUCCCCUCCGCCUCGCCUCCGCCCACCAGCGGCGGCGGGCGCAAUGGCGCAGGCAACGCUGGCGGAGGCAGCGCGGGGGGCGCGCGGAACGGGCAGGGCGGGAGGCGCAUGGGGCGGGAGCUGCUGAUGCGCGCAUUCGGCCGCGCUGCCAGGCAGGGGGGGCAGAAGCAGGGGGGACAGAAGCAGCGGGGGCAGCAGCAGCAGCAGGGGGGAGCGCAGCAGCCGCCUGCAGGUGGUUUCUCAGGUGGCUUUCCAGGUGGCGAUGGCGGAGUGAACAGCACGGUGAGCGGGUAUGCUGUGCUGGCUGGCAACACCGCAGCAGGUGUGACGUGGGGCGGGCAGCUCAUGGGCGGCAAGAUGCCCGCUGCUGCUGUUUGA
This is a messenger RNA of Closterium sp. NIES-65, 948 nucleotides long. The record is from the annotation of a GenBank genome assembly. Lineage: Eukaryota; Viridiplantae; Streptophyta; Zygnematophyceae; Desmidiales; Closteriaceae.